Phaedon cochleariae (mustard beetle) is the source of this 2735-nucleotide messenger RNA. The record is from the annotation of a GenBank genome assembly. NCBI's taxonomy places the organism in Eukaryota, Metazoa, Arthropoda, Insecta, Coleoptera, Chrysomelidae.
GUUGUAUGUUUAUAUUUUCUUGUUUUCAUUGAAGUUCAAAAACGCGAUCAAAAACCUUCUGAAAUCUAAACUUAUCUAUUUUGAAAUGUUUUGAUGAAAACAGAGAAUUGAAAUAAAUCAUGUCCGGACGUGGUUCAGCUGAUGAACAAAGUGAAGAUGGUGAAUUACAACAAAGUCCAAUAGAUCCCAAACGUAAGCAAGAAGAGGAAACUAUGGAUUUCAGUCUGUCUGAAGAAGAUGCCGAAAACGAUGAAUCUUUGGAUAUAAAACCUCCACAAGCAAGAUCAACCACACAAUCAUCAAGACCUAAAAAAAAAGGGCAUGAGAGACGUGGAAGAAGUGAUCGGCACAGAGAAGAGAGACAUUCUCAUAGAGAAAAACGCCAUAGAGAAAAAUCUGGGAGAAGCAAAGAUCCUUAUAAAAGGGAAAAAGAAAGAUAUUAUAGAGAAAAACAUUUUGAGCAACUGAAUUUUGAGGGUUCAUUUGAGAAAGGUCAUAGAGAGAGGAAAGAUGAACAGCCUAGAAGCAAACGAUCAGAAUCACAUAAACAUGAAACUAAAAUAACAAAAGAAAUGAGGGAUCCUAGAUACAGCAGAGAUACUGAUAAGCAUAAGCAUGAUCAGUAUGAAGAAGCAAAACGUAAUAAAGCUGACAAAGCUCUACAUGAUUUGAGAGAAAGAUUACUCAGCAAGAGAUCUAAUAAAGGGGAUGAAGAAGGCCAUGGCAAAAGUAGGAGUAGCCUGCAUAAGGAUAGGAAGCACAAGGGUCAUGAUGACCUAUUACAUGGUGAGGCAGGGAUGUUGGUGAAGGAGAUUAUCAAUAUCACUACUGAGGAAAAGAGGCAUAGGAAAGACAGAGAAGAGGAUAAGUUGACUGAAGAAGAUAAAGCUGAGCAGGAUCACAGAAGAGAAAAACUGCUGGAAGCAGAAAGGGAGAUGGAGAGAUUGAAAGAACAAUCCCGCGUCGAACGGCAGCGCCGGCACCUGGAGAAGGCCUCGAAGCGCAAAACGGCCGAAGAAGACGCCAACGCGAAACGCGUCAAAGCCGAUGAGCCGCCCGUCGUCACAGUUUCUGAUAAUUCGGACGUCGAGACGGAUGAGGUGUUCGAGCCGAACACGUACGAGAGCGACAGGAGUCCGGGGGGUGCGGAGCGGGCCAGCUUCAGCGAGCGGUCGGCGGCCAGCUCCGCCUCCGAGGCGGAGCACAGCCCGUACUCGGAGAGGCGGUCGAGAACGCGCAGCCGCAGCCGGAGCAGGAGCGCCAGUGGCAGCAGGAGCGGCAGCGAAAGGUCAAGGUCAGAGUCGCCGAGCAGGGAUGAUGACGAGGAAAUGAUGAGAGAAGACAAAGACAGCGAUAAGAAGGAUGGUGACAAGCCGAAACCAAAAGUCGACGAGAGUUUGCCCCCAUAUUAUCCUGCUGUCCAGGGGUGCCGUUCCGUCGAAGAAUUCCAAUGCCUGAACAGGAUUGAAGAGGGUACCUACGGCGUGGUGUACCGGGCGAGAGACAAGCGCACCGAGGACAUCGUCGCCCUGAAGCGGCUCAAGAUGGAGAAGGAGAAGGAGGGCUUCCCGAUCACGUCGCUAAGAGAGAUCAACACGCUGCUGAAAGGCCAACACCCCAACAUCGUGACCGUGCGGGAGAUUGUGGUCGGCAGCAACAUGGACAAGAUAUUCAUAGUGAUGGACUACGUCGAGCACGACCUGAAGAGCCUGAUGGAGACCAUGCGGCACAAGAAGCAGCACUUUAUGCCCGGCGAGAUCAAGUGCCUGCUUCGCCAGCUGCUGCGCGCUGUUGCUCACCUGCAUGAUAACUGGAUCCUGCACCGGGACCUGAAGACCUCGAACCUGCUCUUGUCCCAUAAGGGCAUACUCAAGGUGGGCGAUUUCGGUCUGGCGCGGGAGUACGGCUCGCCGUUGAAGGGCUACACGCCGAUCGUCGUCACGCUGUGGUACCGCGCGCCCGAGCUGCUGCUCUGCGCCAAGGAGUACUCCACGCCCAUCGACUUGUGGUCGGUGGGGUGCAUCUUCGCGGAACUGGUGCAGAUGAACGCGCUUUUCCCUGGGAAGUCCGAGGUCGAUCAGCUCAAUAGGAUAUUCAAGGAUUUGGGUACGCCUAGCGAAAAAAUUUGGCCGGGCUUCAAUCAGCUGCCGGCCGUCAAGAAAAUGAAGUUCAACGAAUACCCCAUCUCCAACCUGCGCGGCAAGUUCAACACUCUGAGCGAGAUCGGUCUGGGCAUGCUCAUCAAGUUCUUAACCUACGACCCUGCUCAAAGGGUCACAGCUGAAAAGGCCAUGGAACACGGGUAUUUCACAGAGCCCCCGUUACCGAUCGAUCCUGCCAUGUUCCCCACGUGGCCUGCAAAGAGCGAACUGGGACAGAAAAGGGCGCUAGCUGCCAGUCCCAAACCGCCUUCUGGUGGAGGAGAAUACAAGAAACUGGGUAAAGAUGGUGAUGAAGAUGGAUAUGGAUUCCGGAUAGGUAUGGGGGUGGAUAGAGGAAGAGGUGGUCCAGGAUUUAGCCUGAAAUUCUAAUUCAUUUUUUGUGAGGAGCAGCAUUUCUAUCAAUAGUACUUUAUAUAGGUAUGUACUAUGCUCUAUACUGAAUAUAUUGUUAUGCCGAUUAUUUUUUGUAACACUCGUGUAGAUAUAAAAACUCGUAUAAGAAGUAUAGGCAAUUCAAUGUCGUAUCAUAGAUUAAACAUAUCUUGCUUAUUAUGUCAAAAUAUUUAUAGAUAG